UGAUAAGGGAAUUAGCCAAUACAUAUAGAGAAUUACAAAAAUAGUCCAUCCAUACAAUUUUUUGUAAAUGUGUGCGUGUUUUUGACUGGAUCAAUUAAGCUUUUUAAACCAACGGCUCCACCUUUGCAAACGGCGCGCUAAAUGCCCGGAAAUUAGUUAACCAGUAGCAGCAUAGCCUUGUGUUUCCCAAACUCAACUGUCAACUGAUGUAUCUUGACUGCGGAUUUAGUCCGCUAACUACAUAUUAGAGCUCUUCAUGGGUCCAUCCGAACACGAUUACCCGGUCCGGGUCCAAAAUUCAAACUUGUGCAGUGUGGAGAAAACUGUACUCUCAGAAUGACUGAUCCCAUGCUUGACCAGAUGACCAGACUCAAACUCAGGCUGCUGGAGAAGAGACUGGAGAAUGAGAGGGACAACAAGGACGGCAGAGCAGAAUCUGCCCUAUCCACCAGGAGUUUUGAUGGACAGGUGGAUGCGCUGCACAGUGUGCUCAGACGAAAAAAGGACCUGCUGCAAAGACUGAGGGAGCAGCACAUGUUGGAGGACCUGAGCAGACCUCACACCUGGGGUGGGACAGGGAGACGGUACCGCCCAGACCUCCUCCCUCCUCCUGUCCCUCUGCCUCCUACUCCGGCCCCCAUCCAUAUCUACCAGCCUGCCCUUGCACCCCCCGCUCCACCCCCGCCACAGCCCCCACGCAUCAUCCAGCAAAUGUUGCCCCAGCAGCCUACUACCUUCAUACAGCAGUUACCACAGCAACAGCCCCUCAUACAACAGAUACCCCCUCCUCAGCCUUACCCUGCACCACGGUCUGGGAGCAUCAAAGAAGACAUGGUGGAGCUGAUGUUGAUGCAGAAUGCUCAGAUGCAUCAGAUCAUAAUGCACAACAUGAUGCUGAAAGCAAUACCUCCCACGGCCCUGUCACCACCUAACCCAGGACAGGACGUUGUUGUGAGGUCAGCGGUCAAACCAAGAGGAAACUCCGUCCACCACCAUCACUACGGCCCCCAGGCCCAAUUGCUACCUCCCAUUGGCUAUCCCAUGUGGCCCUCAAUGACGUCAUCGCUACCUGAAGGGCAGGGCGGGCCUCAUAUGCCGUCCGUGCAGCAUGUGACCGGCCCCAUCUCAUUGCCCCCACUCAACAUGUAUUAGCCUAGCCCUGAACAAUAUUCCCUAACCCCGAUCUUGAGAUAUUGUCUUCAUAUUUCAAAAUAUAUACAGAUAGAUGAUUGAUUGUAAAUGUAAAAUGUAUACAUUGAUAUUAUGUUUGAUAAGCAUCGUUUCAGUAUUACCAAAUAUAAUGGUUGAAUGGAGAAUUUGCUUCUUGGCACUGGCAACAUGUUCUAGAUUCAAAUGUGUUGGCCUACUAUGAUUCGUGGUUGCAAAAGAGUGUGCAAAUGACAAAGGUCUGUAAACAUGCAUCAGGACUUCAAAAUUAAUAAAACAAGAUUUGCAAACAU
Molecule: messenger RNA, 1460 nt
Organism: Salvelinus fontinalis (brook trout)
Lineage: Eukaryota; Metazoa; Chordata; Actinopteri; Salmoniformes; Salmonidae
Exons: 8
Coding region: 337-1152 (271 amino acids)
Source: RefSeq, a predicted model, not a curated record